AUUCAUCUCCUGUGAUAACAUUUCGACGCGAACAAUACCCACCAUGCUCUCCUCACGCGCGACCCGACCUCUCUGCUCCGCUUGCGAAUCUUCUUCCCGUAGCCUCAACCAUCAGCAAGUCCGACACGCGACCCUUCUCCGUCGACCGAAACGACCCUACACUUUCACACAACUCGUCACACUCUCCGAUGGAUCCACAUUCCUUCACCGCACAACGAGCCCUGCGCCCAUAUACCGAAGCGCAAAAGAUACGAAAAACAAUGCGAUGUGGAACCCUUCAAGUCAAAAAUUGUUGAAUGUGGAAGAGGACGAGGCUGGAAGGUUAAGAAAGUUUCGACAGAGAUUUGGGCGAGGAUAUGAUGCGGAAAGUAUGAGUGAUGGGGGUGAGGAGGUGCUAGAGGGUGAAGAAAAAUUGAGCCAGCAGGAAUCAGAUGAUAGUUUGUUGGAUUUGAUCAGCGGCUUUGGACAGCAGGGGGAGAAAGAGGGCAAGGCGGCAGGGACGAGAGAGGAAGCGAAGAAGAGCGGGAAAGGGAAAGGAGGACAGAAGUGAUUGAUGGAGAAUUGGGAAGUGAUAUCCAAGAUGGUGGCACUGAAACGACGUGCACACGCGCAACGAUCUGAAGUCUCUGUAUUAAGAGAAAGACAAGUCGAGAAAACGACCUAGAUGUGUUGGCGAACGUCAGUCUUGCGACAGAGGAGGGCACACCUUCAUGAGGAAGUGCUGUGUACAUGUACUGUACACUAUCGAGCGCGACAGUGGUUCUGCGCGACAUCUGCAGAAGAACAACGAUUGGGCCUCGAGGCGAAAUGCGAUGGCUGUGCGUUUGCUGCCUCUCAGAGCACGGCAAUGCCGCAGUUCUCUAGACAGACGGAGGAUAUGCCUCCGCCUAAGGUGAUCGGACAAAUAGGAAGUAUUGAUUCACCAACAUUUGAAAGAGAGGCAAGCGAGCGGUGUUGUCUGAUCGAGGCUUCGACUUCGAUCCAUUCGCUCCAUUACCAG
Molecule: messenger RNA, 1000 nt
Organism: Cercospora beticola
Lineage: Eukaryota; Fungi; Ascomycota; Dothideomycetes; Mycosphaerellales; Mycosphaerellaceae
Gene: MRPL36
Product: mitochondrial 54S ribosomal protein bL31m
Biological process (GO): mitochondrial translation
Cellular component (GO): mitochondrial large ribosomal subunit
Molecular function (GO): structural constituent of ribosome
Source: RefSeq, a predicted model, not a curated record